This is a messenger RNA of Radiomyces spectabilis, 6577 nucleotides long. RefSeq names its product nucleoporin subcomplex protein binding to Pom34-domain-containing protein. The transcript is spliced from 3 exons. Gene Ontology annotation, cellular component: nuclear pore inner ring. The record is from RefSeq and is a predicted model, not a curated record. Gene Ontology annotation, biological process: RNA export from nucleus; protein import into nucleus. Gene Ontology annotation, molecular function: structural constituent of nuclear pore. NCBI's taxonomy places the organism in Eukaryota, Fungi, Mucoromycota, Mucoromycetes, Mucorales, Radiomycetaceae. Bases 232 to 6435 code for a protein of 2067 amino acids.
CGCUUUUCUGUGUGUCUUUGACAAAAACAAAAUUUCCAUCACGCGUUUUAAGCAACUCUCGUUUUUUUUACUGUGUUAUCUCUCCAGCCAAGUUUCUUAUCUGGACAGACAAAAAAAACAACACACACAAGUUGCGUCAAAGUUGCAAAAGAACUUUGGUAUCGAAAGAGUUCUCACGCAGCUUUUUUUUUUUUAUCUUUUGUUCAUUCCACAUAACAACAUAAACCGACAAUGACCUCACCCCUGGACGAGAAAUUUGCUGGAACUUAUCGUAAGCUUUUCGAUACGAUUGAACGUGGCCAAGAUCAAUGCUCGACGGAUCGGUUGCAGACGUUACUCGGAGAGAAGAGUUCACAGUUGGCCCUCGGUCUCGCCGCAUUCACUGAACCUUCCUCCAAUGCUCGAAGCAAAGUGACAUCGGGCACUGUCACCAUCAGUGGACACACCAUAAAACUCGACAAGGACGAACAAGAUCUUGUCGUCACCUUGAGUGACUUGCUAAAAUUAAACGAAGUGCAGACCGCGUGCUUGUGGGAAGCGUACCGAAAUCAACUCAGUGAUCCACCCUCAACGGGAGCGGGUCACGGCAAACUAGUCGAUGAUGAAGGAUUGAUCAUGGCCAUGAUUGAAUUUUACUAUCAAGAUCGAUUAUCCCUUUUACGAUGCAUCAGCUCGUUACUGCGAAUUUCAUACACAGAAGAUCAUAUUUAUCGACACAUCGCCAAAGAUACAAUCGCCAACCUCCAGAACGAGACCAAAGACGGACUCGAUUUUAUUCAACGCAUAUUCAAUCAGCAAAAGGAACUGGUGCGCCAAUCGGUUCCAUCCAAUUUUUACUCUCAAACCUUGCUGGCCACGAUUUGGGCCAACCAGAAUCUCAGAGAACAGAAAGCGUUGUUGGAAAUCGUCUUUCUCAAUUACCUCACCCAGGCGUGUCCGGCUGAACGCAUUGUAUCCUUCAUUCAGGAAUUUGAAGCAAGCAACUUUGGCAUGGACCAAGUCGUCGCUUACUUGCUCGACAAAGAAGGCGAUUUGCUGCGCCAUCAAGUAUCGCAUCUCUGCAUUCUCGUUACCUUGGCCGUGAUGAAUAUUGCCAACUUCACAUUGGACGCCGGUCUACCGCAGACACCUUCCGAAAAGUUACUCGUUGAAUCGCCCGCCGCCGUGACCCAAAUCAAUCGCAUCGCCGCUUAUCUCGGCGAACAGAAACAACACGCGCCUUUCCUGUUUGCCUGGUCCUACGUCCUCAGCUUCAUCAAUACACACAUGCCGGAAACAGAAUGGCCCCCCGCUUUUGCCGACGUCAAAAAAGUCAUUGAUGGCGAACAAGACGUGCUAUCGACCGAUAUGUUGAUCAGUCGACCUUCGGCUCGGGCAUUCAGUGCGGGCGAAUCCAGCGGAGAACAGCGCACUGUGUCCAUCGUGCAAACCCCGGACGUCUAUCGAGCGUAUGCGGGCCGAGCCAUCAAGCUGGGCAUUUUCGAAUACCUGACGACGAUUCUCAACAGUGACGUAUGCAGUCAAGACGAUAUGAACAGCUACGGAUACCGAUGCAUGAUUCGCGAUUUGCUAAAAGCGUUCUUCUCCGUGAGUCGUCCUUGUUUCUUGCCUCCGGAGGCUUACGACAGUCUGGUCACUUGCACAUGCCAACUCUACGAUGGCCAAUCGGAAUUGUGCGGUACUUUCUGGUGUGAAGACUUUGACAAUGAAGAGUCCGGCUCCUUGUUAUCGACCGCCAAAGGCCGAUUCCCCGUCAACUUUACCGAUCUCCUCCGAAUGUUGUCAUCGCUUUCUGGCGCCAAAGAUGGGUCUGACAUUGGCAAGUUUUCGUCGGAAGCCGUGUUCAAAUACCUUUGCACCAUCCCGACCAUGACCGUGAUGGUCAAAGACAGCGCCAUCAUCCAGUUGGAAUCCAACGGCGAUGCAACGGUGGCCAUGCUCGAACAAGCGUUGAGGGUCACGGGCGAAUUCGAAAACAUUGCCGGCCUCGUGCUCCCCGCGCAAACCAAGGGAUUGUUGCUUUCGACACCCGACGAACAGCGUGUGAUUCAGUGGCGCGCGGAAUACUCGGGAUGGCAUUUACUCAUGUCCGUGCUGGCGAGUUUCAUCCAUCAGCGACGUAUUGUGUCUUCGAUUGAUAUUGAGGAUUUCGACGAUCAGCUGGGUGGACAAAAGUUGGAAGUCGUGGACACCAUUUUGCAGUUGAUUCAACGUGUGCUGGAGAACAAUCCGACCUUGAGUGCGCCAUUGGUUCAGCAUAUCGAAGAAACCUGUCGAGCCAAUGCUACCGUGCAAACCAACGGUCCGCCGGUCCUUAUCACGCUUCUGUGCUCGAUCCUCACCCACUGCAGUACCUUGGCGGCGUGUCCCGUGCCGACCAUUACAGCCACCCUUCAAUGUCUGACGGCUUUGUUGCCGUACUAUCGCAACGAGAUUUGGGUGUAUCUGCAAUCGGCGCCGAUUCUUCCUCGACCCAACACAAGUCAUCAUUUGGCCGCCCGGUUCUCCACCGCUUACUCCAUCUCGACCGAUCCCAGCUCUCAAAUCCAGCACCUCGUUUCCAAAGUGGAGCAUAAAACCGGUCGAUACUCGUUACUGAUUGCUUUCCUGGAUCUCGUCACUGCCCUCGUACGCGAUGUUCAACGCAACUGGUGGAUUCAUCAACCGGUGGAACGCAACCUCGGCGACUUUUCGCCCAAUCGUCAAUACCAAGUGGAAACACUCUACUUUUGCUUAUACUAUCUGAUGCUGGACGUGUUCCCUUGCUAUGCCAAUUGGCGUUACAAGAAACUGUCGGAACGAUUUAUCAUUGGUGCCAAGGUGUUACGCAUCCUCAUCGAAGUGGCGCAGUACUUCCGCGAAUUCGAAACUGGCGAUCGUCAUUUGACGCUGGGCGGGCUUCGCGAUGGCAUCAUGAGCAAUUUCUUGUAUGAAGGCGGAGCUUACCAUAUCAAUCCUCUCCUGGAUACCAUUUCGGAUGGCGCCACCAUGGCCAACAAACUGUAUCAGGCGGGUCAACUCAAGGAAGCCGUGGGUGCCGAGAAGCUCACGGAACUGACGUUUGUCUUUGUCAAACUGUUAUUGCAACGCCGCGUCGAAAUGAUACAAAACGGUUCGGAAUUGCACGAGAGCGCUCUGGAACGAUUGCUCCUGGAACGCACCACAGGAACCAACAGCCCCGACUUUUUAUUGCGCGUGGCCAAACACAUCCAUUACCGUCACCAAAUCAAGUUGCCGAUUCUCGCCACCAACGUGAUCACGCUUCUUUGCCGCACCAUCACGGCGUGGAAAGUGACGCCGGACUUUGUUCAGUACCUCGGCGGCACCGAUCAGGCUCACGACAUCAUUCGCGCUUACCUUACGUUGGCCAAGGACCCCUCCCAAAACGAACGAUUGCUGACUUGCAUCUGGCAAAUGAUCACUCUUUUACUGGAAACGCAGCCCAGCUUGGCCAUUCUUUUCUUGGAAUGCGGCGAUUACAUCCUGCCCAGUCCAAAGUCGGCCGUCAAACUUUUGCAGGAACAGCACUUGAAGCAGUCCAACGAUACCACGGGCACCCAACCGAUGAACGAGUCUGCUGUUCGUGCCGCAGUCGACAUCCUUGGUGAGUGGCAAACCUUGUCGGUGGAGAAGCCUACCGUAUUGUCCAAUGUGUUGCGAUUCCUCGCCACCUUUUGGCAAACCGCUUUUGAUCACUAUGCUCUGGUCCAGCGUGCACGCAGCGACAAUGCCUUGUGGCAUGCUCUGGAACAGAUUUUAUUGAAUCCCAACAACGUGCCUGUCCCUCAGCCGACCGAUCCCAUUACCUUUCACAAGCGACAGUCGAUUGUAGGUGAGCACUCCGACACGAUGUACGAACCCAGCGUAUCCGAUCAAGACGCCAAGGUGCGCCGUCUUUGCUGUCUUCACGUCAGCAAAGCAUUGGCGUUGAGAAUCAUUGCCUUUGAACUGCAUCUUACGUCGGGUUUGGAUACCGCUUCUCGUCAAGCCAGCCCCUCCAAAGUCAGUGAACGACUACCUGCCGGACUCAAGAAUCUUCUGACGAAAUUGGGCGAACCGUCCAAACUGGCCGCGCUGCGUUCGUCGUACAUUGAGAACAGUUACCAGCCCAUCCUGGUGUCGGCCGUACAGCAAAAUGCAGAGUCGUUGGUCGGUUUGAUCGGCAUCUCCGAUACAUCUCGAUUGCUUUGUCGUAUUCCUCCCGUAGGCUUUGGUGAUGAUGACGCGCCUGGCGAAGGACGCCAAUACGGUGAUUCGUAUCUCUACGAUUUGCGAUUGGCUGAAGCUCGUAUCCAAUCGUUGUACCGUGAUGUGGCGAUGCGAUACAAUGGCAGCCAGACGCCCGGCACUCUCUUGACCCCCGAAUUAUUGGCGGUGGUCGAAGUUCGCAAAAUGGCGGAUCGUUUCAUUUCCAGCUUGUGUGCGGCCAACCACAAUUUCUCCAUCGUGGAUUCGGAAAUCAUCUUGCUUCGAUCUUUCAAACUGUUUACCGAAAUUGCUUCCAGCUACGUCAGUGAUUUGUUGUGGUCUGGCAAGGCUACGACGCCGGGUUCAAGCAGCCAACUGGAAUUCCUAAGUGCGCUGAUUCAACAUGCGAUUCAAGAAAAGCGGGACGACGGCGUAGCGCUCACGGCCUUCAACAUUCAGAUUCACUUCAUCCGUGGUCUGACCGAAGACUGGAUUCAAUCCAACCAAUCGAUCCUUACAGGCACGGACAAAACAGCGAAACGCCAAUUUGCGGAUAAAGCGUUUGAGCUUUUGGCCAUGUUCUGCGCCCUGUUGCGUCGUGAAAAUUUUGCCGUGAUGCACAGUCUGCCGAAUAACCCGGCCACAACAUGCCACCGUCCUUUACUGGAAGCGACGAUGCUUUGCCUGCGAACGUUGCGCGGGACCUACGGUCCAUUGCGAGAAUCGAAUGCGGUGAAAAGUGAUUUGGACAAUUUAAAGAAAUACCUGUCGGAUAUCCUGGAUGUUUCCUGCGAAAGCUUCAAGGUGAUUGUGACGGAAAUCGUGGCUUAUGGUGCUUCUUCCACCAAGGUCGAUCAGGGCGAAGCCGAAGAAUACAUGAAAGAUUUGACGGUGGUGAUUGCUCUGUUGGAAGAAUUGAUCAAUCCCGACUACGCGCUUCCAUCCACGGAAUGGUUACCGGUGUUUGCCAAAAACGAUACCGUGCCGACCUUGCUCAAACUGUUGCAUGGAGGCAUCGACCUCGUGGUGUCUGAAAUUGAAAGUCAAGCAUGCGCUACCAAGGGAUUCCACAGUCUCAGCAUUUCCCCUUAUGCAGAAACCGCGCUCUACUUUUUAUUGGCCCUGUCGAAUAUCCAAGCGGCGGCUGAUCAUCUUGUGGGCCACGGUGUGAUUGAUCUGUUCUGUAACAAUCGAUUGUCGCAGCAAUUGAAACAAGGUACCUUGGAUAUGUUUAUUCGAUUUGGCGAUAACAGCAGCAAUGGAUCGGCGUACGUGGAACGCAAUCCACUUCACAUCAUUUGGUGUCAAAUGUUGGGUGUGUCGAACAACAUUGCGCGCACGUUGGGCCAUUCCGAACAGGUGCUUCGCCAAGUGGUGGGAUUUGUUCAAGCGUAUGGAUGUCAAAUUGGCCGUGCCUUUGACGAAGCCAACGGAGCCAACGAUACGUUGUUGGGACUGACGCCUUCGGAAUCGUUAUCGUCGUGUCUUCUCGAAGAAAUUGAUCGUAUUACCAUGCUCAUGUUCAUCCUGUCAAAGCAUAUCGACAAACUGGCCAGUUACGCAGCCAACGUCUUUGUCGCGUACAAAGACUGGUCUCUUUUGCUGGUCCAGCGUUACCUCUACUUCUUCACUCAUCCUUCUCAUAUGCAAGCGCAAUUGUAUCCCAUUGACCAGAUCGAAAAGCAGCUUGCUCAAGUGCCUGUUUCCGACCCUCCCUCUACCACGCCCUCCACCAAAGACGUUUUACCCUCCACUUCAGUCCGCGAGACCAAGACGAGUCAACUGAUGCAACUCACGAUUCAAAAAGCGAUGCGGAUUCAACGAAAUAUCCUGUCUGCGCUCAUCCAGUUAACGGAAGCCGACAUUACAUUACGAGCCCCUGAGCCCGAGUGGCCAUUUGGCAACGUGGUCAUUAGUCCCAAUAUGCGCGUGGCAGUAGGUGAAGCGGCGUCUUUCGGUACGCUCAUUGAAAACAUCAACGUGGGGUUGAACCUGGUCAAACAGUGGCAGGCCGCCUUCAACGAUAACAGCACCAAGAAGACGGAAAUCAAACGCCGAAUUCGCGUGACGUUGGAUGUGAUUCAAAGCUGUUUCGUCUUGCUCACAAGUCAAGGUCUCUUAUGGAUGAACCAACCGAGCAUGGAUGAAGAUGCACGCAACGAGCUCGUCUCUGAUAACGUCAUGGACAUUGCCGAAAUAUUAACCAAAGUGGAGAAGAAAUUAGAAGGAUUUGGCAAAGAAAACUAAGCUCUCGCCGCAUUUACGAACUAUUCAAAUAUCUUUUUUUCUCUAUCUCAUUGUUUUCUUUCAAUCUUUUCUUUUUCUCUUCUUUGCUGCUGAUGGAUUUGCUUUCAAUAAAAUAACCGAAUGUGGUAGUUGCACUAAAAAG